This is a messenger RNA of Mya arenaria, 1518 nucleotides long. RefSeq lists its product as uncharacterized. Bases 1 to 1428 code for a protein of 475 amino acids. The record is from RefSeq and is a predicted model, not a curated record. NCBI's taxonomy places the organism in Eukaryota, Metazoa, Mollusca, Bivalvia, Myida, Myidae. The transcript has 10 exons.
AUGGUGAGCCUCGAGCCAUCAGGCAGCCAUGGCAGACACCGCUUCCACCCGAGUUCCUGGAACCCAAGGCAGUCCUCCCCUACCUUCUCCCGCAAGGCUCUUCUUGGAGGGAGUGACAACAAUGUGAUGCCCUACGGAGGUGUUGGUGUUCCAGUGCCCACUUCGGACUGUGUGAUGAGUUGGGAGGAGUUCCUUGCUAACGUUCCCGGUAAGACUUGGAAUGUAAUCUACGGUAUAAUCGGGGACAGUGACCUUUUCGCAGACAAAGCAAAGCUUCAGUGGACCGUUACGCCCGCUGGACGAGUCAACAGGGCAGCGAGCUUCUGGUCUGAUGACACGAACUGUACCAACAUCAACGGAGACUUUGAGCGGAAAGACCAGACAACUGCCACUUGGUCACCUGUUAUGACAGGGGGAGGCCUCCUUACGGCAAACCGACAGGACUGGUUGAUCAGUAGCCCUCCUUGGAAAAACCUCAUCUUCUGCAUCUGCUACGACACGACCAAGAUUGUUGGAAACAAGUGCCCACAAGUUGAGGUCCUGUUGGCAGUGUUGGACAAGAGACCAGCUGACAUGAACAUGCACGGUAUUCCUGAUGGAGACUUUGAUUUCACCAACACCGACUGGACGGCCAUUGAAAAAGUCGAUGAGCUCCAUCGGAGAGCGAACGGAACAAUGCGUUAUUCACUCGUUGUGAUUCUGAGUGUGGCAUUGGUGGUGCAGGCGCCCCGCCCGAGAAACGGACACCGACACAAGGGAAAUAACUCCCGCACACACAAUGCUCGUCUUGGAGGACCGCGCAACAACAUACUGCCCAAUGGUCAAAUUGGCCUUCCAAUGCCUCAUGAGAACUGUGUGAUCACGUGGGAGCAAUUUACGAGGCAUGUUGUCGGGAAGACUUGGCUGGCUAUCUAUGGAAUCAACGGCGAUGAGGCUACAAAUCCUGGAAAAUCGUUCAAAGCAAAACUUCAGUGGACAGUCACUCCAGAGGGACGUGUGAACAGAGCUGCAAGUCUUUGGGUUGAUGAUGGUUGCAUCAAUGUCAAUGGCGAUUUCGUACGCCAGAACCCAACAAGAGCUAUAUGGGCGCCCGCAGAAGAGGGCUUUUUGCUCGCUUCUAACCGUUUGGACAUGCUGGUCAGCGAUGACCCUAGUAAGUACCUGAUCUUCUGGAUCUGCUACGACACCAGACUCUCCAUGGGUGGCAAAUGCGCCAUCGUAGAGGCAGUCAUUCUCGUUCUGGAUCAGCGUGUAGGUGACUCAAACAUGGACGGUAUUCCCGACGGUGACAUUGUCCUCACCAACACCGACUGGCGUGCGAUUGAGAGGAAUUCGAAGCGCUGCAUCGGAGAGCGGUUAGUCAGAGAUGACAUGUUGGGCUGGGAGUGGUACUGGAAGGGACCAGAAUGCCCGUUCGUGAAGGAGUAGAACGCUGCUGUUUAAAACUGCAUGAUUUAUUCAAAUGAAACCUUUUUCAAUGUUAACAAACAAUAUAUCGAAAUAAAAUCAGUCACACUU